This is a messenger RNA of Coffea arabica (coffee), 3672 nucleotides long. Its product is annotated as receptor-like protein EIX2. The record is from RefSeq and is a predicted model, not a curated record. Gene Ontology annotation, molecular function: protein binding. Lineage: Eukaryota; Viridiplantae; Streptophyta; Magnoliopsida; Gentianales; Rubiaceae.
AGCUGGAAAAUUUCCACUCAACUUUCUUCCCAACAAACGAAUAUGUCUCUCUUUCCUCCACUUCUCACAGAUAGUUUUCCAAAUUCAAUUCUACCCACUCGAGAAUUUAAGACAUACUAAUUUCCACCGGCAGCUUCGAAGAAAUGCUAAUUUCCACCAGCAGCCUCGAAGUCAUGCGUAGACCUGGUCCUUGUCCUGGAAAGAGCAGAGUACUGGCAGAAACCUUUGUGCAUCCUAAUGAACUGCUAUAUAAACAUAAUGGUUCAAGCAGAUUUAACUUUUACGUACAGCUGGGAUUUCACAUUUCUACAAAAUAAAUCUCCUUUGUAACACUUCAAAGUAUCUGUAAUACAAUGAAUUUUAGAUCGGACGGGCCAAUAUAUGCGGCAGGUGCCCAGCUUUCCAUGUUUCUUGUAAUCAUAACAGUAGCUUUACUCAACUGUUGUGGUGGAAAUGGAGCUGGUGCUUGUAUAGAGUACGAGAAACAAGCUCUUUUGACCUUCAAGAAAGACUUGAUAGAUCCCUCGAAUCGACUUUCGUCAUGGACUGCUGCUGAUGCUGAUUGCUGCAAAUGGGAAGCAGUUGCCUGUGAUAACAUCACCAACCAUGUUACGGAACUUAACCUUCAACAUCCCAAUGGAACCUCUCUUUGGGAUCAGUAUGGUUAUAAUUACUUUGAGAUGUUUGCCCUCAGAGGCAGACUAAAUCCUUCUUUGCUCAAUCUGAAACAACUCCGGUUCCUCGAUUUGAGCCUAAAUGACUUCGAAGGAGUCCCAAUCCCCAGUUUUAUAGGGUCCCUCAAAAGUCUUGAGUAUCUCAAUUUAUCAUAUACAGGAUUCUCUGGAAUCAUACCACCUCAGCUGGGAAAUCUGUCAAAUUUACGCACUCUGAGCGUGGAAGGAGAAUAUAUUCAGGAUGACAAUCUGCAGUGGCUGGCUGGUCUUUCCAAUCUUGAGCACCUAGUUAUGGCUUCUGUGAAUCUCAGCAGAGCGUCUAAUUGGGCACAGGUGAUUAAUACGAUUCCUUCAUUGGUAGAGGUACACUUGUCUCACUGUCAACUUGACCAUAUUUCUCCCCUGAUGGAAACCAAUCUUUCUUCGCUUACUGUCCUUGAUCUUUCACUCAAUGAAAUAUCCUUCAUGCCCAGAUGGAUAUUUAGUCUUGGUACGCUGGUCUCCCUUGAUUUGGGUCAGAACAAUUGUCAAGUUCCAUGGCCAGAAGGUCCCUGGAACUUGACUUCCCUCCAAGUUUUGAAUUUGAAUCAGAACCAACUAGGUGGUUCAUUACCGCGAGAGCUUUUAUAUCUGAAUAAGCUCGUUUCCCUUGAUCUAUCCAAGAACGAGAUCAAUGAUCUAAUGCCAACUGCUAGUAGCAACCUGACAAACCUUCUACAUCUUGACAUUUCAGACAACCAGCUGAAUUCCAGCAUACCUAACUGGUUGUACAAGUCCAAACACAUCAAAUUACUGAAUCUUGCGCGCAACUGGCUGCAAGGUGUAAUCUUGGAAGACAUAGCAAACCUGAGCUCCAUAGUCGAGUUGGACUUGACUGCCAAUCAACUUACCGGAACAAUACCCAAGCAAAUAGGAAACCCUUGCGACAUAAGAUUCAUAAGUAUGUCAGAUAACAAACUCGAGGGACGAGUAUCAGAUUUGAUUGAUGGUAUGUCGGGAUGUUUUUCUUAUGCUCUCAAGAUCUUGUAUCUAGAAAAUAAUCAGCUCUCUGGCCAGUUAACUGAUAAUCUAGGACAAUUUCAAAAUCUUGAGCAGCUUAACCUUGGUUCCAACUCCAUAUCUGGUCCAAUCCCUUCCAACAUAGGGUUGUUGUCCUCCUUGGAAACAUUGCUUUUGGGAGAUAACAAACUAAAUGGAACCCUCCCUGCUUCUCUCGGAAAACUUUCCAAGUUAAAAGAGCUCGACAUUUCUCGCAAUAUGAUGGAAGGCAUUGUGACUCAGAGUCAACUUGAGAAUCUAACCAACAUAAGGUCUAUGAAGGCACCUGGAAAUUCCUUGACAUUAGAAGUAGAUUCCCGUUGGGUUUCUCCAGCCCAAUUUCAGCAUCUUGAUUUGAGUUCAUGGAAAUUAGGUCCUCAGUUUCCCAAUUGGCUCCGUUUACAAAAGAAGAUAUAUCAUCUGGAUUUGUCCUUUACCGGAAUCUCAGGUGCUAUUCCUUCGUGGCUUUGGAACUUGAGUGCAGAAUUUGACUACUUGGAUCUUUCCCAUAACCAGUUAAGUGGUAGUAUUUCAGAUAUUUGCUGCAUAAACGAAGUGCAUUUGAGCUCAAACCAAUUCAGUGGCCAAUUACCUCAUACAACUGCACAUCGUGUGUUUACUCUAGACCUUUCCAAUAAUUCAUUUUCUGGAGGUCUUUCUCAUUUCUUGUGUCGUGGAGCCGGAGUGAAUAAAGAACGAGGCAUACAGGUUCUUGAUCUUGGAGAAAAUCUUCUUUCAGGAGCAAUUCCUGAUUGUUGGAUGAAUUUGCCAAUGCUAGUCUUCAUUAGUUUGUCAAACAAUAAUCUAAGUGGAAGUAUCCCAAUGUCCAUCGGAUAUUUGACUUCUCUGCUCUCUUUGCACUUGCGCAACAACAGUCUCUCUGGUGAUAUACCUUCUUCCCUGGAGAAUUGUACAGAACUAAUUACAAUUGACGUUGCAGGAAACAAAUUAGGGGGGAAGUUACCAACUUGGCUGGGUCCAAGUCUUUCCAAAUUGAGGAUUCUCAUCCUACGCUCUAACAAGUUUCACGGUGAACUUGCUCCAGGACUCUGCCACCUGUCUUCUCUGCGAGUCUUAGACGUCUCCAACAACGAUUUUGUGGGUGUGAUUCCCAGUUGUUUCAACAACUUUACCUCGAUGGCAACCGAAGGGAAUGUUUCCUUACGCUAUAAUGAGAUAACUUACUACUAUGACGGCUACCCCGAGAGAGCACAGUUGGCAACCAAACGAAAUGAAUACGAUUAUCAUGGCACGGUACUUUAUCUUAUCUGCAGCAUUGACCUCGCAAGCAACAAUUUUUCUGGAAAGAUCCCUGAUGAGCUAAUCAAUCUUUUGGGGUUGAUAUCUUUGAAUUUGUCCGGCAAUCAACUGAACGGAAUGAUUCCACGGAACAUCGGCCAAAUGGGACAACUGGAAUCUCUUGAUCUAUCAAGAAAUCAUCUUUCUGGGUCAAUUCCUUCUAGCAUUUCAAAACUAUCCUCCUUGGGUUUCUUGAAUUUGUCCAACAAUAACUUGUCAGGGGAAAUUCCAUCAAGCACCCAAAUGCAAACUUUCGGUGCUUCUAGCUUUGCUGGAAACCAACUUUGCGGGCGUCCCCUGACAGUGAAUUGUAGUAGCAGCAGCACUGAUGGUGUUACUGCAAUCACUGAAGAAAGUGCUGAAGCUGUGGCGGACUAUUGGCUUUAUGUUUUCAUUGGCUUGGGGUUUGUGGUCGGAUUUUGGGGUGUCUGUUUUACUUUAAUACUGAAGAGGUCAUGGAGAUACGCAUACUUUCAGUUUGUGGAUGAAGCUUGGGACUGGCUACAGCUACAGGCAUGCCAUUUGUCCGCUAAAUUCAUGCUAAAGGGGUGAGGAGCAGGUGUCUUGGAUUCUAUUUCUUUAAAGUUAUUCAUCAUGUCUUGUGUUCUUGUGAUUCUAAUAUGUUAUCCCUUCCCCUCACGAAACUUAUUUGAAUAACGAG